CCUUUGCUGAUGCGCGAGAGGCGCUCAGAGUCUCACAGGAACAAGCUACUGCGGCGGACAGUCAGCGUUCCUGUUGAGGGAAGGCACCAUCCUGAGAUGGAGUUUCCUCAGUAGAAGGUUGAAGGGCUCCAUCAAGAGGGCUAAGAGUCAGCCCAAACUGGACCGAACCAGCAGUUUCCGCCACAUGAUCCUCCCCCGCUUCCGCAGUGCCGACCAAGACAGGACCCGUUUGAUGCAGAGCUUCAAAGAGUCCCACUCCCAUGAGUCCUUGCUGUCUCCCAGCAGCGCUGCAGAGGCGCUGGACCUCACUCUGGACGAGGACGCCAUCAUCAAACCUGUCCACUCGAGCAUCCUGGGACAAGAGUACUGCUUUGAGGUGACUACGGCAUCGGGAACCAAGUGCUUUGCGUGUCGCUCAGCUGCAGAGAGAGACAAAUGGAUCGAGAACCUGCAGAGAGCUGUCAAGCCCAACAAGGACAACAGUCGGAGGGUGGACAAUGUGCUCAAACUGUGGAUUAUUGAGGCCCGCGAGCUUCCAGCCAAGAAACGCUACUACUGCGAACUUUGUCUGGACGACAUGCUGUACGCACGCACCACCAGCAAGCCCCGCACCGACACCGUUUUCUGGGGCGAGCACUUUGAAUUCAACAAUCUGCCAGCCGUCCGCAACCUACGCCUUCAUCUAUACAAGGAGACAGACAAAAAGAGACGCAAGGAAAAGAGCACAUACUUAGGACUUGUAAGCAUCCCCAUCUCAAGCAUCACUGGACGUCAGUUUGUGGAGCAGUGGUACCCGGUCAUCCAGCCCAGUGUCCUCACCAAAGGAGCUGGUGUCGGAGGGGGUAAGAUCAUCAAUGCAUCCCUACGCCUCAAAUCCCGCUUCCAGACCAUGAACAUCCUGCCCAUGGAGCUGUACAAGGAGUUUGCAGAGUAUGUCACCAAUAACUACCGGACUAUGUGUGCUGUGCUGGAGCCCGUGCUGAGUGUCAAGAGCAAAGAGGAAGUGGCUUGUGCAUUGGUGCAUAUACUGCAGAGCACAGGGAAAGCUAAGGACUUCCUUUCAGACAUGGCGAUGUGUGAGGUAGACAGAUUCAUCGACCGAGAACACCUUAUCUUCAGAGAGAACACUCUGGCCACCAAAGCCAUAGAAGAGUACCUCAAACUGAUUGGACAUAAGUACCUCAAGGAUGCUAUAGGGGAGUUCAUAAGGGCCUUGUAUGAGUCAGAGGAAAAUUGCGAAGUGGACCCCAUGAGAACACCACCCUCUGUACUCCCAGACCACCAAGCCAAUCUCCGCAUGUGCUGUGAACUGGCACUCUGUAAGAUCGUUAACUCCCAUUGUGUUUUCCCUCGAGAGCUAAAGGAAGUUUUUGCCUCCUGGAGAGUGCGCUGUGCUGAGAGAGGUCGGGAAGACAUUGCCGACCGUCUCAUCAGUGGUUCUCUCUUCCUGCGCUUCCUGUGCCCUGCCAUCAUGUCCCCGUCGCUCUUCAAUCUCACCCAGGAGUAUCCCGACGAGCAGACGUCACGCACGCUCACCCUAAUCGCAAAAGUAGUGCAAAACCUGGCUAACUUCUCCAAGUUUGGCAAUAAAGAAGAGUACAUGUGUUUCAUGAAUGAGUUUUUAGAGAUGGAGUGGGGCUCUAUGCAGCAGUUCCUGUACGAAAUCUCCAACCUGGACAGUGUCAGCAAUGCAGGCGGCUUUGAGGGAUACAUCGACCUUGGCAGGGAGCUGUCCAUACUGCACAGUCUCCUCUGGGAGGUCAUGGCUCAGCUCAGCAAGGAUGCCAUUAUCAAACUGGGUCCUUUGCCUCGCCUCCUGAAUGACAUCAGUAUGGCCUUGCGUAACCCACACCUCCAGAGGCAGCCCAGCCAUCAGACAGACAGGGUGCAGGAGAGACAGACAGACAGGCUGCUGUCACGGCCGAGCUUCAACAGGGGCAUCUCAUCCGAGUUCCAAAACCUCAUGAUGAGGGAUCUUAAUAGCUCUAUAGAUAUCACUCGCUUGCCUUCCCCUACCUCCACCGGAGGGGUCAUGCCAUCCCGCUCCCAGAUGAAUUUUCAGGACCGUGACCAUCCCCAUCGAGCAUCCUCCAAAGACAUGUUUUACGUAUCACGCCCUCCCCUGGCCCGAUCCAGCCCAGCCUACUGCACAAGCAGCUCGGACAUCACGGAACCAGACCCUAAGGUGCUCAGUGUCAAUAAAAGCGUAUCUAUGAUGGACCUCCAGGAUUCCCGAAUGAACAGCGUGUCUAACCUGCAGUCGGUGGACAUGCUCAACUCCUCCCAGGCCUCCAUCGCCGGCAUGGGCAGCUUCGGAGGGCUGAGCAGCGGAGGCGGUGGCGGCCUGGGGUCGGGCCUGAGCAGCCAGCUGCGGGCCGGUGGGAGGUUGUCAGCUGGCUCUGGCGGCUCCAGCAUGUCCGGCGGCCUUCGGCUGAGCCAGCUGAGCCAGAUGGGCACCACCACCGACUCGCUAUCCCAGCAGCAGCAACAGCAGGCCGCCGCCAUGCGCUACCCGCUUUCCUUCCAGAAUCCACUCUUUCAUCUGGCGACUGCUGAUGGGCCUCAACAGCAACAGCUCCACCACCAGCACAGCCGGGCUCAACCUCCAGCACCCCUGCUCCUGGCCCCAGACCCUGAGCCCUCUCACCAGGCCUACAUCCCACAGUUCGCCCACGGGGGGUUCUCUCGCAGUGAGGACCUGUCCACCCUCAGGACCAGGGACGGUCACCUGGGCCAACCCAGCAUCAUCCACUCACACAGCUACAGUGACGACUACAGCAGGGCUGAAUAUGGACGCAGACAGAUGUCCAUGCAAGUGCAGGAUAACCUCCAACAGCAACAACAAUUGAUGGGUAUGACCUCCCAGACAGGGACCUCCCACUCUUCUUUGGCCACCACGCCCCCCUCCACAGUCCAACCCAUGCGCCAGAGUUCUGUUGCCCCGCCUCCCACCCAGCGUGUCAAGUCCCAGACCUCCCAUCAGCUGUCGGUCAGUUCAGCUGCUGCACCUGCUGCUCCGGUUAAAACACGACCGCAGAGUGGGAAUCUCCUCCAGUCACCAGAGUCCGGCUACGGCGGCAGGCAGCACGGGUCUCGGCAGCUGUCCGUCAAAGACAACACUGCCCCGGGCCUGCCCCACCAGCAGAGCUCUGUCAGGGAAAGCCAGAGUCCACAGGGAACCACGAGUCAGAGCACUCAGCAGUCACCACAGCAACAGGCUCAACAACAGCACCUGCUCAAACCCACCAUGAAUAAACAGGGCUCCCAGUCUCCAUCUACCCUCAAUCCCCCAACCCCAGCCAAUGAGCGAACAGUGGCCUGGGUCUCCAACAUGCCUCAUCUGUCGGCUGACAUUGAAAGUUCACGGAUUGACCGUGAAGAGUUCAAACUGAAGGAGUACUCAAAGAGCAUGGAUGAGUCACGCAUGGACAGGGUACGGGAGUACGAGGAGGAGAUCAACUCCCUGAAGGAGCGCCUGGUGAUGUCCCACAAAAAGCUGGAGGAGUACGAGCGGAGGCUCCUCACGCAGGAGCAGCAGACCAAUAAGAUCCUCCUACAGUACCAGAAUCGACUCGAUGACAGUGAGAGGAGGCUACGGCUACAGCAAGUGGAGAAAGACUCCCAAAUUAAAGGAAUAAUUAGCAGACUCAUGGCUGUGGAGGAUGAGUUAAGGGGAGGACCCGUGAUUGUUGAGCCAAAAACCAGGAUUUUCGCUGAUCAGGUCUGUGAGACUGCUUCUUCUCUCGUCGAGUCCGUAUGAUGGCCCGUGCUAUCUUUUCUCCCCCUUCUACCUCUCUUUUUCCCCCUGCUAUUGUUAUAAUUUUGUCUGCUGUGUGUAUGUGGUCCCUCUGAUUGUCUUGCCCUGUCCCUGAACCGUCCCCGUGUUUGGAUUUGACUGCCAUCUGUCUGCCAACAUA
Molecule: messenger RNA, 3917 nt
Organism: Morone saxatilis (striped sea-bass)
Lineage: Eukaryota; Metazoa; Chordata; Actinopteri; Moronidae
Gene: syngap1b
Product: synaptic Ras GTPase activating protein 1b
Biological process (GO): negative regulation of Ras protein signal transduction; regulation of GTPase activity
Source: RefSeq, a predicted model, not a curated record